This is a messenger RNA of Ascochyta rabiei, 2301 nucleotides long. RefSeq lists its product as uncharacterized. The transcript is spliced from 4 exons. NCBI's taxonomy places the organism in Eukaryota, Fungi, Ascomycota, Dothideomycetes, Pleosporales, Didymellaceae. The record is from RefSeq and is a predicted model, not a curated record. The coding region runs from base 1 to 2301 and encodes 766 amino acids.
AUGGCUUCCAAACCUAGCAGAGAACUAACGACCCCACCACCGCCUUCACUUGUAUAUGAGGUGCAACUAUCAGAUAUCGGUCCUGAUCCUCGAUAUCGUCUUCUCCACGACAACGAAUUUGAGCCUGAUCUUCCGGGCCAGAGGCACCAAUAUUUGCAAGCCAGCACACACAGUUUACAGUGCAGCUCCCCGAGCCCGAGCGACUAUCAACCAUUACUCGAGAAUGGCACAGGCAUAUCGACUACUCGAAAUAGCAGGAAGGCUAGCGGUGCCGGCGAGGUACGAAUACGAAGCAGAUUUGUCUAUUGGCCACGCUGCAUCAAGAUUUCUUUCGCUUCGCUACAAAGAUAUCAAACUUGGAUAUCCAACCGAAGGAAGAACAGCCGCUAUCAGGGAUGGCGCAUGGGUGUUCUUAUCGGAUGUUGUAUAUCUUUCUUUGUUCUCUGUUGCAACAUCGGCCUUCUGAAUGUUGGUGCUAUCAGAUACGACGGUUACAGCGAGGGCGGUGUCGCCGAUCUCGUGCGCGGGGAUGCAGCAACGGUGCUGAGGUGGAACAUAGCGAUCCAUGUCUUCAUCAACAUCCUUAGCUCCAUCUUGCUGGCUGCCAGCAAUUACACGAUGCAAGUGCUUGGUUCGCCGACCAGAAAGGAGAUUGACAACGCUCAUCAACGAGGAGACUGGCUCGCAGUGGGAGUUCUUAGCAUGCGUAAUUGGAAACGCAUAGCGAGAAAGCGCGCAUUUCUCAUCCUCAUACUUGGACUUUCUUCGGUACCACUACACUUGUUUUACAACGCAGCCUCCUUCAAGAUCGUCGUACGAAAUCGCUAUCCUCAGCGCGCUAUUAGCUUGAACUCGACCGAAUACACCAGACUUGCCACGAAUACAUCCUACGUUAACCUGACGAACGCCCAGUGGAAGUCUGAAUUUUCCGGUCUCUACACAUCCGCUUAUGCGGGCCUCAUUCUCAUAUUUGAUAGCGUCAACGAGACAAGAUCGACACCACCAACAAUGGACACUCACUGGUUCGAUACUGUCUACGGUCAGAAUUACAUCUUGGCCUCGCAAAUCAAUGCUUCAGACUGGCUCACCUACCAGAAUUGGUCAUCAAACUAUGCAUACGACGAGCAGCUCGGCCGUGGCAAUCCACCUGCCUCGGUACACAUGACACAUGCGUUCGGAGUCCGUUCUCCCGCGGAAAGCGGCGUCCAGCUGAGCUUGCACUACAUGCUUGUGGUCAUCAGUGUCAAUCUUUUCAAGCUACUCGUCAUGUUGAGUGUGUUGAUCACAGAUCGUUCGAAUUACAUGGUUACGCUGGGCGAUGCCGCAGCCUCGUUCCUGUCCCACCCGGAUCCUGCCACCGCGGGAAAGUGCUUGGUUGAGGAUGAGGAGAUAUGGAAUCAGAUGGCUUCCGCUGCUGUGUUCACGAAUGAUCGAGCUGGCCGAGAGACGGGCAUGAAACAUCGACAGUUACACAACACUGUAGAUCCUGGCGGAUGGUGUACGCGGAAACUAGCUUAUUAUACCCUGAUAAGGGAUGAACAAGCCCUGUUUAUUAUUGUAACGCUGUUCAUCUUUGCCUUGGUUGUCCUGCUCUACAUUUCAUUUACGGGCGGAAGAGCUUGGUCAUGGGGCACUUCUUCGGAGGGGGUCUUGUCUUUUGGUAGCAUGAAGAGUUCUGCCACAGCGACGAUAUUCAACGCAUGGCUUUCCAACAUGCCUCAGCUGCUACUCUCCUUCUGCUAUAUGAGCAUCAAUAGCUUCUGCACUGCCUUGGCCGGCGCUCAAGAGUGGAACGGGCUUGGCUCCAUGGACGCGAGGAAAAGCCUGCGGGUGUCUGAGCCUAGAGGUCAGCAGCGCGGCACUUAUUUCCUUCAGCUUCCCUACAGAUGGGGAGUACCUCUUAUUGUCGCUAGUACGACGCUUCAUUGGCUUCUGUCACAAACGUUCUUCAUGAUACGCGUCGACGUGUACAAGGACUCGGGGCUUGUAGACGUUGCCUCGUCUCGAUCAGCUUGUGGUGGAUCAGCGUCGAGUUUCAUUGUUUUCUUCGCUCUUUUCCUUGGGUUGUGCUCCACCGUUCGAUGUUUGGCAAGUCGCAAGUUCGUGACAAGCUUGCCACAGGCUGCUUCGAACAGCCUUAUUGUCAGCGCUGCUUGCCACCCGCCUAGGGACGAGGUGGAUCCGCAUCUGAAGGCCGUGCAAUGGGGUGUAGUACAAGAGGACGUAGUCGAGGGGUUCGGGCAUUGUUCGCUCUCAUCGCGACCGGUCACUUCCCCGAAAGAGGGCAAGCCAUAUUGCUAG